Molecule: messenger RNA, 2631 nt
Organism: Bufo gargarizans (Asiatic toad)
Lineage: Eukaryota; Metazoa; Chordata; Amphibia; Anura; Bufonidae
Product: eukaryotic translation initiation factor 3 subunit C-like
Exons: 18
Coding region: 1-2535 (844 amino acids)
Biological process (GO): translational initiation
Cellular component (GO): eukaryotic translation initiation factor 3 complex
Molecular function (GO): RNA binding; translation initiation factor activity; translation initiation factor binding
Source: RefSeq, a predicted model, not a curated record
AUGCCCAACAGCCAAAUGACUCUCCAGCAGUGGGGAAACUACAGCUCUCAGCAUGCCCUGACAGCCGAAGGAAUCUCCAGCGCUAGGGGAACUACAGCUCCCAGCAUGCCCCCACAGCCGAAGGACUCUCCAGCGCUUUGGGAAGAUAAGGAAGGCAAGAAGAAGAUGAACAAGAAUAACGCCAAAGCCCUGAGCACGCUGCGCCAGAAACUUCGCAAGUACAACCGCGAUUUUGAGGCCCCAAUUGCUGCCUACAAGCAGAAUCCCGAGGAAUCGGCUGAUGAAGACCAAGACAAAGAUGAGGAUGAAGAUGACUCGGAUGCCUCGUCCUCCAGCGAUGACGAGAAAGAUGGAGGCAUCAGCGCCAGCAAGUUCCUGAAGAAGGUGGACGCCGCCCCACCUGACUCCCGCAAGUUCCCGAAGAAAGCCGAGGACGCAGAGGAUGAUGAGGAAUCUUCUGAUGAUGAAAUCUGGGAGUCCGACUCUGAGGACUCCGACUCUGAAUCCGACGACGAAGAAGGCAAAUACACCACCCUGGCCGCCAGAUUCCUCAAGAAGACGGGACCUCCAGGAGAACGUCAGACCACCGAGAAGAAGAAGGAGGAGAAGGCCAAGAAGAAGCAUGAUCGGAAAGUCAAGAGCAAAGCCGAGGAGGAAGCUGAAAUGGAUGACAACGAGGGCGGGGGAGAGUGGGAGAAGGUCAAAGGGGGCGCCCCAAUGGUUAAGGAGAAGCCCAAGAUGUUUGCUAAAGGUACAGAGAUCACCCCCCCAAUUGUGGUCAAGAAGCUGAACGAGAUUCUUCAGGCCAGAGGCAAGAAGGGCACAGACAGAGCGGCGCAGAUUGAGCUCCUUCAUCUGCUCGUCGGAAUCGCUGAAGAGAAUAAUUUGGGGCAGGGUAUCGCCGUUAAGAUCAAGUUCAACAUUGUGGCCUCGCUGUAUGACUACAACCCCAAUCUGGCAGCAUACAUGAAGGCCGACAUGUGGAAGAAGUGCCUGGAAUGCAUUAACGACCUGCUGGACAUCCUCUUCUCCAACCCCAACAUGUUCAUCGGGGAGAACAUCGCUGAAGACUCCGAGAACCUCAUCAUCUCCGACCAGCCUAUGCGUGUCCGCGGCUGCAUCCUCACCCUGAUCGAGAGAAUGGAUGAAGAGUUCACCAAAAUCAUGCAGAACACAGACCCGCACUCGCAAGAAUAUGUGGACAAUCUGAAGGACGAGGCUCGUGUCUGCGAGGUGAUCGAGCGGGUGCAAAAAUACAUGCAGGAGAAGGGCAGCACGGAUGAGAUCUGCCGCGUCUACCUCCGCAGGAUCAUGCACACCUACUACAAGUUUGACUACAAGGCCCAUCAGAGGCAGCUCAGCACCGGCCAGGAGUCUAAGUCUGAACAGGACCAGGCAGAGAACGAGGCGGAGGACAGCGCCGUCCUCAUGGACAGACUCUGCAAGUACAUCUAUGCCAAGGACAGGACGGACCGUAUCCGCACCUGCGCCAUUCUGUGCCACAUUUACCACCACGCCCUGCACAACCGCUGGUUCCAGGCCCGAGAUCUCAUGCUUAUGUCUCACCUGCAAGACAAUAUCCAGCACGCCGACCCCCCUGUGCAGAUCCUGUAUAACCGCACCAUGGUCCAGCUGGGCAUCUGCGCCUUCCGGCAGGGAAUGAUCCGCGACGCGCACAACGCCCUCCUGGACAUCCAGUCCAGUGGCAGAGCCAAGGAGCUGCUGGGUCAGGGUCUGCUGAUGAGGACCAUGCAGGAGCGGAACCAGGAGCAGGAGAAGAUCGAGAAGCGGCGACAGAUCCCCUUCCACAUGCACAUCAACCUGGAGCUGCUGGAGUGCGUCUACCUGGUGUCCGCCAUGCUGCUGGAGAUCCCCUACAUGGCCGCGCACGAGUUUGAUGCCCGCAGGAGGAUGAUCAGCAAGCAGUUCCACCACCAGCUGCGUGUGGGCGAGCGGCAGCCCCUGCUGGGACCCCCAGAAAGUAUGAGGGAGCACGUGGUGGCCGCGUCCAAGGCCAUGAAGAUGGGAGACUGGAAAACCUGCAGGAACUUCAUCAUCAACGAGAAGAUGAAUGGGAAGGUGUGGGACCUGUUCCCAGAGGCGGACCGUGUGCGCAACAUGCUGAUCAGGAAGAUCCAAGAAGAAUCUCUGAGGACGUAUCUGUUCACAUACAGCAGCGUGUACGACGCCAUCCGGAUGGGCAUCCUGUCCGACAUGUUCCAGCUGGAGAUCCCCGCCGUGCACGGCAUCAUCAGCAAGAUGAUCAUUAACGAGGAGCUCAUGGCUUCCUUGGAUCAGCCCACCCAGACAGUGGUGAUGCACGGGACGGAGCCCAGUUCCCUCCAGAACACGGCUCUGCAGCUGGCGGAGAAACUGGGCAACCUGGUGGAGAACAACGAGCGGAUAUUUGACCACAAGCAGGGCAGCUAUGGUGGAUACUUCAACCGCGACCAAAAAGACUCGUACCAGAGGAAGGAGGGCGGCUACAUGCGGCGGGGGUACCGGCGGGACCAGCAGAAUCAGAGCAACUACUGAUCCGUCCGCCAUCAUCCCUUCUUCACCAGAUUCUCCGCUGUUAUUUUUAUUUUAUUUUUUUGCCAUCAUGUCUAUUAAUAAAGGUAUUGGAGUGAA